This is a messenger RNA of Oreochromis aureus, 947 nucleotides long. RefSeq lists its product as uncharacterized. The coding region runs from base 221 to 832 and encodes 203 amino acids. NCBI's taxonomy places the organism in Eukaryota, Metazoa, Chordata, Actinopteri, Cichliformes, Cichlidae. The transcript is spliced from 2 exons. The record is from RefSeq and is a predicted model, not a curated record.
CCACCAUACCUUUUAUCAUGCCAUUACACUUUCUACUGACCAUCCUCCAAACAGGCAUCACCUUUUGUUUACACCUGAAACCAACCCCAACCCCAAGGGACUGUAAUGACACCUCCUAGAGGACUGCUCCAAUACAUAUAAAAACGGUCUCUUUCACCAUUUGGAACAUCAACAGCGCAACCUAAAGAACACCUCUAACUAGCUAACUAAGGAGUGCAGGAUGACGUCGGCAUCAACCAUGACGAACAGCCAGAACAUCACCCAAGCCACAGAAGCUCUAGAGCGAGACAUGCAAGCGUGGGACCUCUCAGACUCCCCACCGCCUGCGCUGCUAAUCCAGACCCCACCACAUCCUCCCCCCUCUCCUCAGCUGCUGCAGGAUCCUACAGGAUCGGGUCUGUGUGAGGAAACCAUUAUCGACAUCAAGCUUGCAACCCAUCACAUGGUGAUGUUGGCAUUAAACGCCUUUCUACAGGAAACAUGCGGAUGUCGAACAGCUCAACCCAGUCAGGUGCAACACAGUUGUUUGCUCGAACUGCCCGAGUAUUACUUUGACACCUACUACGACGAUGUGAUGCUGAGGCUCAAGACAGACCGAUUCAUCCGCGCCAUACGCCUGUUUGUGCGCUCGUACACAGUCGAUGGGACUGGAACACAAUUCAGCAGAAUUGCAGAACACACCAUGACUGAACUGAGAUCAUCACAACAUAUAGUAUGCGCAAUUAACGCCAAUAUUGCACAGCUGCUAGAAGCAAGUCGUUAUGCCCGUCGUGUUAAACCAGCCAUGCUUCGCAUGAUUGGUAACUACUGGGCUGGGAGACACCUGGUUUAAUGUAUGUUGUUCAGUAUUCAUUGUCUGUGUGAAUGAAAUAAAAAGACAUGUCAACACCGACAUCUUAGUCAUUUGCGGUCGAUUUUGCUUAUACAAUAGAGAAAAGCAACAAUAC